Messenger RNA from Funneliformis mosseae, 2022 nucleotides. Lineage: Eukaryota; Fungi; Glomeromycota; Glomeromycetes; Glomerales; Glomeraceae. The record is from the annotation of a GenBank genome assembly.
AUGCCUUGUAUUCAGAAAACUCAAGGAAAAUUAUCUGCAACAACGAAAAAGCUUCUUUAUUAUUUGAACAUCAUACCAAAAUCACAUGACAACAAUCCAUUACCUGGUCCAGUCCCUUUACCCAUCAUUGGUAAUAUCCUGGAUAAAGGUUUCGAUGAUUUCGUUGAUUAUACGGAACGUAUGAGAAAAAAGUACGGUGACAUGUUCGAAAUUUAUUUCGGACAAAACAGGUACAUCAUGUUGAGUAAAUUCGAAUACAUGCAAAAUAUGUUUGACUAUUCAUUAAAUUCAAAAUACCUGAGGCGUAUUCCAUACUUUCCCGGUUUGGAAGAAUUAAAUAUUGCGGGAAAAGGGAUCGCGUUAAAUCAUAAUGUAAAUGUUUGGAAAUAUAAUCGACACUUCAUUUCACGAGCGUUACUUACUCCUAGUUUCUCAAAAUCUGCCGUCAUUUGGACCCAAAAUCUAGUUGAGGAAAUGAUGAGCUUUUGGGAAGAUGGAUCUAAUAAUGAUGGUUCUUUUGAAACCGACAUCGUAGAAUGGUGUCAUAGAUUCACGACGGACUCUAUAACUCAUUUCACAACCGGGAAGAGAAUUCAUGCAAUCGAAGCACAUUACAAUGAAUUGUUGGAAUCACAAAAUAGGAAACCAAAAGUACCUUCCAAGAAUGAUUUGCGUGACGCCUCGAGAUUUUUUAAGAGCAUUAAAACUUUCAUGGUUGGAAUUUAUUUCUUCAUAAUCGUCCCACCUUUGGUUCGAAAAUAUUUGCCAAUCUUGAGCAAUGCAUCAAAAUAUCAUUUAAAGAAUCGUGACUGGUUGUAUGACUUCCGACUUCGAGUUGAGCUGGACGCAUUCUUUGAAAAAAUGGGCGAUCGGCGGCUCGAUCUUGAAAGUUUAUCGGAUUUAAUUUACACCGAAGCAAUCAUCAAAGAAGCAUUUAGAAUUUUCACACCUGCACCAUACACCGCACGAAAUAGCACCGCUGAAGAUAUCGUGGCAGGCCGUCAUGGUGAAAAAAAAGAGAUUUUACGUGAGGAUUUAGAGAACUUUGAAACCACAGAUGGAAGGAAGAUGGGAAAAAGACAUAAAAUGGAUCUGGGUGAUGGUACUCUUCGAUCACUUCCAGGAACCAAGGAUGAAACACUCGACUUUAAGCAAGCUUCUGCAAAACCUAUUAUUGCAGGCGAUUUUUUAUCUCGUAUUCAAGCACUCACUUCAAAAAGAGCAGUUGAAGUUGCUACAUAUCUUUUCAAUCUUUUUCAUUUUAUAGGAUCUUCUCCUACUAUAUUACAAUUAAACAAUGGUAAGGAAUUCUGUGCAGAAGUAAUUAAGGAAUUAAUUGAAUUAUGGCCAUCAGUAAAGAUUAUAAAUGGACGUCCUCGACAUCCACAAUCUCAAGGUCUAGUUGAACGCGCUAAUGGAAUUUUACAACAAAAAUUGGGAAAGUGGAAAGAGGAUACUGGACGAAAUGAUUGGUCUUUUGGUCUUAGAUUUAUUAUUUUGGCUAUGAAUAAUUCAUGGUGUCGAUCUCAUAAAAAAACUCCAUAUGAACUUUUUUAUAGAUCUAAACCACGUGGUAAUUGUACAUUAGUUGAUAAUUUAUUUGAAAAUAGUAUUCACGAUGAAGAAAAUAUUCCAGAUACUAUACAAAUAUUUGAUAAUUAUAUUGAAAAUUUAGAUGAUGAUAUAGUAUUUGGACAAGUAUCAUUAGCACCAUUAGCAUCAUCAGUACCAGCGUCAAUAUCAUUAACAUCAUUAGCACCAUUAGCACCGAUAGCAUCAUCAGUGCCAUCAGUACCAUUAGUACCAUCAGUACAACCAGUACAGUCAGUACCAUUAGCACCAUCGGCACAACUAGCACAAUCAGUACCAGUAGUAUCAUCAGUACCAUUAGUACCAUCAGCACAAUCAGUAUUAGCGGUUAGAGAUCUUGUAAAAGUAACUAUUCCUAAAAUUGAUAGAUUUGGUACUAAUCAUCCUAUUAUUCUAUGUAAAAUUAUGAAAAAAAUUGAAGAUAAAUAUUAA